Molecule: messenger RNA, 2385 nt
Organism: Suncus etruscus (white-toothed pygmy shrew)
Lineage: Eukaryota; Metazoa; Chordata; Mammalia; Eulipotyphla; Soricidae
Gene: TLR6
Product: toll like receptor 6
Exons: 1
Coding region: 1-2385 (794 amino acids)
Biological process (GO): cellular response to diacyl bacterial lipopeptide; immune response; toll-like receptor signaling pathway
Cellular component (GO): Toll-like receptor 2-Toll-like receptor 6 protein complex; membrane
Molecular function (GO): Toll-like receptor 2 binding; lipopeptide binding; transmembrane signaling receptor activity
Source: RefSeq, a predicted model, not a curated record
AUGACAAAAGGCAAUGAAUUGAUCUUCAGAAACUUUGUUUUACUGGCCACGUUCACAGGUGGAGUAAUAACUCAGUUCUCCAAUGAAAAUAUAUUUGUGGUUGACAUGUCCAAAGUAGGCCUUACUCAUGUUCCAAAGGAUUUGUCACCCAAGAUGGAAGUCUUAGAUAUGUCUCAAAAUUACAUAACUGAACUCUACCUCUCUGAUCUCAGAUAUCUUCCAGGACUGAAAGUUUUGAAGCUUUCCCAUAACAAAAUCUGGUGCCUUGAUUUCAGUAUUUUUAAGUUCAACCGGAAGUUGGAAUAUUUGGAUUUGUCUCAUAAUCAGUUGAAGAACAUCUCUUGCCAUCUCAUCCCAAAUCUCAAGCACUUAGAUCUCUCAUUCAAUGACUUUGAGGCCCCUCCCAUCUGUGAGGAAUUGGGCAACUUGACAGAACUGACUUUUUUAGGAUUGAGUGCUUCAAGGUUACAAUUAGAUCUGAUGCCAAUUGCUUUUUUGCAUCUUGAGUGCCUCUUUCUGGAGUUGGGACAUUAUUAUAUGAAAGAAAAUGAGAGAAAAAGUCUUCAAAUUUUGAAUACGAAAGCACUUCAUUUUGUUUUUCAUCCAAAUAGUUUAUUCUCUAUUCAAGCCAACAUAUCAGUUAAGGCUUUAGAGUGCUUACAACUAACCAAUAUUAAACUGAAUGAUAUCAACUGUCAAGUUUUAAUGGAAUUUUUAUCAGAACUUACUAGAGGUCCAAACUUUUUGAAUUUUACCAUUACCCAUAUAGAAAUAACUUGGAAGUGUUUAGUUAGAGUAUUUGAGUUCCUUUGGUCCAAACCUAUAGAAUAUUUAAAUAUUUACAACUUAACAAUAGUUGAAAAAAUAAGUAAAGAACAUAUUAUUUAUCCUCGGACAGCAUUGAAAGCAGUGAAAAUAGAACUUGUUACAAACAGAGUUUUCCUUUUCUCCCAGACAGCAUUGUACACAGUGUUUUCUGAAAUGAAUGUCAUGAGUCUCACCAUAUCUGAUACACAUUUUAUCCACAUGCUUUGUCCUAAAGUACCUAGCACAUUCACAUUUUUGAAUUUUACCCAUAAUGUUUUCACAGACAGUGUUUUUCAAAACUGUUACACAUUAGUUAAGUUGGAGACUCUUAUCUUGAAAAAGAAUAAAUUAAAAGGCCUUUUAAAAGUAGGACUCAUGACUAAGGGUAUGCUCUCUUUAAAAACACUGGAUGUUAGUGGGAAUUCUAUAGAAUAUAAUAGACAAGAUGGAAAUUGCACUUGGGUUGGGAGCAUUAUGCUGUUAAAUUUGUCUUCAAAUAUGCUCACUGACUCUGUUUUCAGAUGUUUGCCUCUCAACAUCAAGGUUCUUGAUCUUCACAAGAACAGAAUAAGGAGUAUCCCAAAUGAUGUCAAUAAUCUGGAAGCUUUGGAAGAACUCAAUGUGGCUUCCAAUGCUUUAACCAUCUUGCCCGGAUGUGGUACCUUUAGCAGUCUUUCUGUACUGACCAUUGACUCUAAUUCCAUUUCCAAACCAGCAGCCGAUUUCUUCCAGACCUGCCCAAAGAUCAGGUCAAUUAAAGCUGGGAACAACCCAUUCCAAUGUACAUGUGAGCUAAGAGAAUUUAUCCAAAGGGUAGACCAAGCAUCAAGGACAGUGGUAGAGGGCUGGCCAGAUUCCUACAAGUGUGACUAUCCAGAAAGUUCCAAGGGAACUCCACUCAAGGACUUUCAUGUGUCUCAACUCUCCUGCAACCCAGCUCUGCUGAUGGCCACCAUUGUGGGCAUAAUGCUUGUGGUGGCCAUUGCCAUGACCAUCCUCUGUGUCUAUUUUGAUGUGCCCUGGUACCUCAGGAUGGUAUUCCAGUGGACCCAGACCCGGCACAGAGCUAGGAAUAUACACUUGGAAGAGCUGCAAAGAAAUCUCCAGUUCCAUGCUUUUAUUUCCUACAGUGAGCAUGAUUCUGCCUGGGUGAAGAAUGAAUUGCUACCAAACUUGGAGAAAGAAGAUAUCCAGGUUUGUCUUCAUGAGCGCAAUUUUGUUCCAGGCAAGAGCAUUGUGGAAAACAUCAUCAACUGCAUAGAGAAGAGCUACAAGUCCAUCUUUGUUUUGUCUCCACACUUUGUCCAGAGCGAGUGGUGCCAUUAUGAGCUCUACUUUGCUCAUCACAAUCUUUUUCAUGAAGGAUCUGACAACUUAAUCCUGAUCUUGCUGGAGCCCAUUCUUCAGGACUGCAUUCCUAACAAGUAUCACAAGUUGAGAUCUCUCAUGGCACAGAGGACUUAUUUGGAAUGGCCUAAGGAAAAGAACAAACAUGGACUAUUCUGGGCUAACAUUAGAGCUGUUUUCAAUGUGAAAUUAACACUAGAGACUGAAAGAGAUAUGGAAAUACAGAUUUAA